Molecule: messenger RNA, 7139 nt
Organism: Brassica rapa (field mustard)
Lineage: Eukaryota; Viridiplantae; Streptophyta; Magnoliopsida; Brassicales; Brassicaceae
Product: glutathione S-transferase Z1
Biological process (GO): L-phenylalanine catabolic process; glutathione metabolic process
Cellular component (GO): cytoplasm
Molecular function (GO): maleylacetoacetate isomerase activity; glutathione transferase activity
Source: RefSeq, a predicted model, not a curated record
CACACAUAUAAAAUGAAAUAAAAUAUUCUUUUAAAAGUUUUAAUAAAAAUCUUCAAAAUCAUUUAUUAAAACUAUAACUUUCAACUAAUUUAAAAAAUUAAAGAAAUAAACAUAAUAUUAUUAUUAAUCAUAUUAUUGAUAAUUAUUAUAUUUUAUUACAAUAGUAUGUUUUUAUAUUUUUAUAAUGUUAUAAUAUGUUAAUAUUGAUAAUUUAUUAUUAAACCGUUACAAUAUCUUAUAAUUAACCAGUCACAAAUAUUCUACAAACGUAACAAUUUUUAAACAUUAUGCCAGUCAUGCAAAACGCUUGAUAACACUUAAAAUUUGCAACCAGCCGCAUCCUCAAACUCACGCAUCUGCAAUUUCAACCGAUGUGUUUGAACCAGUCGAGUCCUAAAUUAAUAUAAAACAUAAAUGAUAAUUUUAAAUAACGUAGAUUAAGGCUUCGAAUGGUAUGUAGAUCAAGUAGAACAAGUGCAUAUCAUGCAGAACAAAUGCAGAUCUAACUAUUUAAGUUAAUUUAUCGAAUAAGUGUAUUUAACCGAAUGUUAAAAAUAAUUUUGUAAAUUAAAUAUCUAAAACAAAAAUACAAAUUUUAAUCAAUUAUUUUUUAUUAAUUUAAUAAACACAAAGAAAGUUUAAACAUUAUAAAAAAAGGUAAACACAGUUACAACAAAAAACCGUAAAACAAAAAAAUUAUCAUUCUAAUAAAUAUAUUGAAAUUUGAAAUUAUAUAAAAUUCAUUAAAAUGAUAAAGAGUAUUCAUUUUCCUUUUAAUUAUUUUAUAGUCCAAAUUAAAAUCCAAUUAAGAUCCAAAGACCUUAAUUAGGGCUGGACAUAAAACCCUAACCUGAAUUUCGAACCGAAUCUGAACCGAAAAACUGACUCGUACCAAGUCCAAAAUGUACAAAAAUAUAUGAAUGGGUUUUGUAGGGUGUUAUAAAAUAUAUCCGAACCGAAAGUGUUAUUAACUGAACCCAAACGGGUGAAAAAACUGAAAAAUAUCUAAAAAAACUGAUCUCAAUGUCCAAAUUUAUAUAAAAAAAAUAUAAAUAUUUAAAAAAUAAAUAUAUACUUAAAGUAUUAAAUUUCAUAUUUAUUUUGAUAUGAUAUCUUCCAAUAAAUAUUUAAAAUUUAAAUAAGUAUCUUAAAUACUUCAUUCUAAGUAUAUAACUAUAUUUUUUAUGUUUUUCUUUUAAACUUAAAUUUUAUUUUUGGUAUAUCCGAACUGAGAUGAUAUAAUCUGAAUCCAAGCGAUAUAUGGUUAAUUUAUAUGGAAAUAUUAUUUACUUUUUGUAAACAUUAUACAUAAUUUUACUGUUCAUAUUAAAAGGACCAAAACAACAUAUCCAUUAUACAAAUUGCAACAAUUUUUUUUAAAAACUAUGAAUAUGCAAACUAAAUAUAUCUAAUUUUCUAUUAGCAUAUUUAUAGAAGAUCAUAUAAAUAAGAGUAUCUAUUUUAUAUAUCAUUGCUAUAAAUAAACUCAGCUAAAAAAUAAAUUGUUAUAUAAAUGAGAAAUAAUAAUAUUAAAUCAUACAUUUAAAGAGAUUUUUGAUUAAUUUAAAAGUUAGUGAAAUGAGUUAAAUGAGCUUUUAAUAAGUAAAAAAUAAAAAGAAAAAACAUGCUGGUAAUCACAUCCCACCUGCAUCCGACCCUUGCCCAUUUUCUUCUUGCCCAUGCAGUUCAAAAUUAACACAUUAAUGUAUCUGCGUGCAGUUUUUUAAUUAUUUUAAAUUAUAAUUUUAUUUUGGUCUGCAUUUUAAAUGUUGAAUGGGUAACAAAUGCAGUACAAACUGCAAAUUAAGCAAUCUGCAUGUAUCUUGUAUUUUGUUCUACAUUUCAUUCAUAGCUUAAAAUUAAAGUUAAAAACAGCAGAAGGGCAGAACCAAUCACUCCAUAAUCAUGUUCAAAAAUUUUAACAGAAUGAAUCCGAUCCAAAACGUGUCGUGGGUUUGGAUGUCGAACCUAUUUUCUGCCCACCACUAUUUUUGUAUAGGACUGGACAAAAAAAAACGAAUUCGAAAAACUGAACCUGAUACCGAAAAUUAGUUCCGAAUCCGAAACAAAAUUAAAUAUCCAAACGGGUUCAAAAUUGGUAUUUAGAGAACCAAAACCGAUUAUUGAUCCAUACAUGGGAGUUAUUGAGACAAGUGGAUUAUUAGAUUUGGAACAAACAUGGUGUAGCACCUGCAACACCUCGACUCUUCCACCGGUGGGAAUCUCAACGACACAACUCACCCCGUGGAUCCUAUGGCACCUUUGGCUUGCGAGAAACAACGUGUGUUUUAACAACAGACAUGUAGCACCGCAGGACACUCUAACGAAGGCAAUGGCGGCAGCACGCGAGUGGACCACUAACCAAGUAAAGGAGAUAAAGACUAGCCGGAGCCUAUUACGACAAGAACCAACAGCGGUGGGGACUUCUCUGUUACAAACAGAUGCGGCGUGGAACUCAACUACUUUCAUUGCAGGUUUAGGAUGGGUGAUAAAGAAGGGAGGAGAGACUACGACAUCAACCUCCUUUUCAAAGUUUGUGGGAUCCCCGCUGGUUGCAGAGAGCAUGGCCAUACGAGCAGCUUUACAUAACUGCAUAGAUGCUGGAAUUACGAGAGUAAGGUGUGAAUCAGAUUCCACCCAACUAAUCAAGGCGAUAACUUCUCCCUCGGGGAACAUGGAGAUCUAUAGCAUCGUGGCAGAUAUUUUGAAGCUCACUCUGUAUUUUGAUGUUUUUUCUUUCCACUGGAUAUCUAGGGAAAAGAAUAGAGAGGCUGAUUUUUUAGCCAAGCAAUGUUUAGUUGUAUCACAGGCAGUGGCCUUAAACUCUGGUACCUAACUUUUAAGAAGAAUUAAUGUUACUGUGUUUCAAAAAAAAAAAAUGUAUCUGCGUGAAGUUUUUUAAUUAUUUUAAAUAAUAAUUUUAUUUUGGUCUGCAUUUUAAAUGUUGAAUGGGUAACAAAUGCAGUACAAACUGCAAAUUAAGCAAUCUGCAUGUAUCUUGUAUUUUGUUCUACAUUUCAGUCAUAGCUUAAAAUUAAAGUUAAAAACAGCAGAAGGGCAGAACCAAUCACUCCAUAAUCAUGUUCAAAAAUUUUAACAAAAUGGAUCCGAUCCAAAACGUGUCGUGGGUUUGGAUGUUGAACCUAUUUUCUGCCCACCACUAUUUUUGUAUAGGACUGGACAAAAAAAAAACGAAUUCGAAAAACUGAACCUGAUACCGAAAAAUUAGUUCCGAAUCCGAAACAAAAUUAAAUAUCCAAACGGGUUCAAAAUUGGUAUUUAGAGAACCAAAACCGAACCCGAUCCAAACCGAAGUAUUUUGGGUGCCCGAAUGUAUCUGAAAUAGAUUUAUAUAUCUAAAUAUAUUGAUUAUUUUUUGGUUUAAUGCAUAUUAAAAACAUCCAAAAUAUAUAAAAUACUUUUUAGUUAUCCAAAAUACUUGAAGAUAUCUACAAAUAGUCAUAAGCAAGUAUCAAAAAUAGCUAAAAUAUACUCAAAAUAUCAAAAAUACUUGAAUUAUCUAUUGGGUUUUUUAUGACAAAAAAAAUCUAUUAAUUUUAUAUCCAAAUAUUCAAACCAAACCAAUAUAUAUAUUAAGUUUAGUUAUUUUAGAUAUGUUAUUCAAAUUUAUAUGUAAUAUAUUAUUUGUUUAUAGAUUUUGAGAAACUUAAUGUAUAUAAUGAAUUUUAAAAUUUUAAAAUAAUUUAAAUGAGUUAUCCGAACCGGAACCGGUAAAGAUCCGAACUGAGUAACCGAAAUUUAGAAAUAUCUGAAUGAGGCUGAAAUUUUUGAUCCAAAAAUCUUAAACCCGAAUGAAUGAGUACCGAAUUCGAAUGGGUAUCCGAUCCUGUCGUCUGGGUGGGUUUGGAUUUCGAAUCCUGUUUUCUGCCCACUACUAUUUUUGUAGAUUAAAAAUUUCCAGUAUUGGCAUAAACUUGUUGGCCUUCGCCGAAUCGUUUUCAAGAAAAUUAUUUGUUGGAUUUGCUUUGACACAAAAAGUCAAAUAUAAUAAGCCUUUUAAAUAUCGACUAGCGCCCGCCAUAUCACCGAUUCAUUUCCAAGUAGCCACUUCCAUUUUCAAGAUCUGAAUAACCAAAGUGUCAGAAUCUGUGUAGAAAUCUUUUUUCCUAAAUGGCGUAUACCAGCGAAGAAAUGAAGGAGAAGCUUAAGCUAUACUCUUACUGGAGAAGCUCUUGUGGCCAUCGUGUGCGUAUAGCGCUCAGUUUAAAAGGGAUUGAAUAUGAAUAUAUACCAGUGAACUUGCUCAAGGGGGAGCAGUUUGAUCCAGAUUUCAUGAAGAUCAAUCCAAUGGGUACUGUGCCUGCGCUUGUUGAUGGAGAGGUAGUGAUUACUGAUUCUUUUGCCAUUAUUAUGUAUCUAGAUGAGAAGUAUCCUGAACCCCCGUUGUUACCUCGUGACCUCCAUAAACGAGCUCUAAAUUACCAGGUUGCGAGUAUUAUCUCCUCUGGUAUACAGCCACAUCAGAAUCUAGCUGUUAUUAGGUACAUCGAGGAAAAGACAAAUGGUGAAGAGAAAAUUGCUUGGAUUAAUAACGCUAUCAGAAAAGGAUAUACAGCUUUGGAGAAGCUCUUGGUGAAUUACGCUGGAAUAUAUGCAACUGGUGAUGAGAUUUACUUGGCUGAUCUGUUUCUAGUAGCCCAAGUCCAUGGUGCUAUGAUCAAAUUCAAGAUUGAUGUGGAACCGUACCCGACUCUUGCGAAGUGUUAUGAGUCAUACAAGGAACUGUCUGUGUUUGAAGAUGCAGUCCCAGCCAAGCAGCCAGAUGCUCCAGCUCCAAUGAUUUGAUUAUGCGAAACAGAAAAAACCUUGUAACAUUCAUGUUUAAUUAUUUUCAGUUUCCUUUCAAAUGAUCACAAUAUAAUUAUUACAAAGUUAGUUUCACAAAGCUGCCUAACAGAGCCCUAGUGACUGUAUUGCACUAUUAGCUAUAUAUUUUAAGUGGAAAAACAAUUUAUUCUUCCUUCAGCUACUUUUAUACCAAUCAGGUGAAACAUUUUUCCAACUUUUACUUUGGUCACUGUUUAGAAAAGAGUAAAACAACUUGUGCUUUUUCCCUCUUGAUUUGUGAAAAAAAAAUGUUGUGCUGAAUUUGUUUUUUUUUUGUUUUAUUAUUGACUCUUACAUUUUCCUCUCAUUUCCUCCAACUUUAAUCCUCUUCUUAUUAUUUGAUGAGAAAUUUUAUAAAUAAACCUUGGUUUCAUGUGUGAUUCACAAGUUUGUCAUUAUUUAUGUGUUACAUUCUACAUCACAUCCUUUUUUAAUAGCCUUCUUUAGCUUAGACUAAUUUACAUGUCAUGCUAUUGGCACAAACAUAUAGUAUAUGUUUCAUUUUAUACAUCUUUAUUCUAAGCAUCUUGCCUAAUAUCCUAACCGCAUAUCUUAGCCGAACGGGUGGUUAGCAAAAGAAACAUAAGUCAUUCACUUAAGAAAUGUAUCCCAUGAUAAAUUAAACCAAACGCAUGAUUCCUUUAUUGUAUAUUCUCGAUUUGCCGACCAUGUUCUUGAUUAUAUUAUCUAUAGAAUAAAAAUUAUAAUCUCUUUUAUUGCAUAUUUUCUAUUUGUCGACCAUAAAAACUAUUAGUUAUGUAUAAAUUUGAAUAUGGAAAUAACAUAAUCAAUAAUAUACAUAAUCUAUAUUCGGGUUGUCUAUUCAAAAAUGUAUUUUGUAUUUUUAUAAUGCAUACAUUUGACCAUAAAGAUAACAUAAUCAAAAAUAUAAGUACGUAUAUUCGAUCAUGUCAAAAAUAUAAGUAUUUGACCAUAUAAAUAACAUAAUCAAAAAUAUUAUCUGAAUUUACUAGGAAUGGAGAUAACAUAAUCAAAAAUAUGUUAAUUUGUGUUAUCAUAUAAAUUUGGAAAGAAAACAUAAAUAACAUUCGCCAUGAUUGAUCGUUUUACUAUAUGAACAUAGCCUAAGAUCUUAAAUCUUAAUGGUCAAAGAGGAGAUGCUAUAUUUGAUCCCAAUUUUCAAAUAAUUAUGGAUGUUGACCAAUUAGGAAUUUAUUUUGACUUCAUUUUAGGCAUAAACUUUUUUAUUAGAUUAGUCAAUUAGGGAUUUAUUUUAACUUCAUUUUAAGCAUAAAAAUAUUCAUUUGAUUAUUCAAUUUAAUAGAUGAUUAAAUUGAAAUAUUAAUGAUAAUGACAUUAUUUCGUAAACAAGCUAAAUAUCAAAAUAUAUAUGUCUAUACGCAGUAGACGGGAUAAGUGGGAUUGAUAUUUGAUCAUACAAAUCUAGGAAUACAAUACGCUAAAUAAUUUGUGAGUAUAAUACGAUUAUAGCUACUUCUACUUUAUCAAACGCAGGAUAUACAAAAUUUAUGUUGCUAAAGUUUAUACAUAUUAAAAGCCUUAUGCAGUAUUCAUUUUGUGUUAAAUGAUCAUCUCAUCCCGCGCAAGACGCGAGUUAUUACCUAGUUAUUCUAGCAUUUGCCAAUCACACUUCAUAUUCAUUCAUUGCAAAGAAAACAUCAUGGAACGGUUCUGAUUGCCUUCAAGCUUUUAAAUCUAGUGGUUCCAAAUGAAUUUUGACCAAAAAAAUGGUUCCAAGUGAAUGAUACAGCUGCUUACUAAACCUUUGUCUAAUAGAAACUUUAAAGGAAACAAAAAGGUUUUUCUCUAUGUAUCUUUUUUAAGAAAAUUAUUUAAUUGAAUUUUUAAACUCUUAACUAAAACUAAUGAUUCCAAAUGAAUGAUACAGCUGCUGAAUUGGGCAAAGUAUUUGCUGCUGGACUUUUUUAGUAAAAGGCUUCAAAGCUUUCUAAAGGUUUCAACCCGAUUGUGUUAAAAAUUGGUUUGCGUUUCGAAUUCUCUCUGUACUACACAAUAGCUUUAUGAAUCUGUGAAGAAGAAGAAUUCAAUUUUUGUUGAUCUUCCCGUGCCUUCACUCAGUUUAGCUUUGAGUGAUUAUAAUUCUUUGAAUAUGCGGAUCCAGGCACAGAGAAGAAAGAGAAGAUGAAGCUCUAGUGUGCUCAUAGUGUCCGUAUUGCCCUUCCUUUAAAAGUCUUUCUCGCCCAUGACUAUUUCUUUCCCUUCUACUCAUUUUGUGACCUGAUAAUGUUUUUUCUUUUCCAUCUGAAUUGGUACUUUAGUUUCCAGUCUUUGUUUUGAUUCGGAUCCAG